Nymphaea colorata (pocket water lily) is the source of this 1155-nucleotide messenger RNA. Its product is annotated as transcription factor bHLH113-like. Gene Ontology annotation, cellular component: nucleus. The record is from RefSeq and is a predicted model, not a curated record. Gene Ontology annotation, molecular function: DNA-binding transcription factor activity, RNA polymerase II-specific; RNA polymerase II cis-regulatory region sequence-specific DNA binding; protein dimerization activity. Lineage: Eukaryota; Viridiplantae; Streptophyta; Magnoliopsida; Nymphaeales; Nymphaeaceae. Gene Ontology annotation, biological process: regulation of transcription by RNA polymerase II. The transcript is spliced from 6 exons. The coding region runs from base 338 to 1018 and encodes 226 amino acids.
UCACUUACUGCUUGACGAGUUGGAGGCUUGUAGGGAUAUAUGGGCAAAGAAGUGGGCUGUAAAGGAAAUUUUCACUCCCUUCAACCAGAGCCCGGAUACUUUAAUGGCCUCUCGCCCUCUCACUCUCUCUGUCGCUCUGUUCCAGACUUUCAGCAACCUCCCAUCCUUCUCAAAUGACAGGGCAUGUUGGUUCAUCUCCUGUAACCAUCAGUUCUCGCCUUCUCUGAGAUAGAAGUUUCUGAUAGACCGCUGGAGCUGUUUUUCCGACUAGCUGGGGAGGCCCUCCUUCUCUCUUUCUUCUAGUUCCAUCUACUUUGUGUAAUAUAUUCUUCGCCAAAUGGCAAGUGCCGGCGGAAGCGGGUUCGAGUUUUCUGGUGAGGGUUAUGAGGGUCUCGACAUGGGGGAAAUAAUGGGGGAGGAGGAUGAUUUUAUUUACGGGAAUGCCGGUGAAGAUGUGGGGUUUCAGAGAAUGGGGAUGAGCGGCAGUGAUUCGUCCUCCACGACGUCUUCGAGCAGCAAUGGUCCAUCGGCGUCUUUGGUGAGGACGGAAACGGGAGAGCCGGCGGCGGAGCACAGAAGAAGGACGGUGAGCUCUGUUUCCUGCGGCUCGCCGGAGAAUGGUAAAUGUCCGGCGAGUUCGAAGAAGGCCAAGACGGUGUCCGGUGGCCAUUUGAAGGUGAAGAAGGAGAAGCUGGGUGAGAGAGUUACCGCGUUGCAGCAGCUUGUUUCGCCGUUUGGGAAGACCGAUACGGCCAGUGUUCUUCACGAGGCGAUGGGUUACAUCAAAUUUCUUCAUAACCAAGUUCAGGUAUUGAGCUCGCCGUAUAUGCAACGAACACCCACAACUCAACAUCAGGAGGGCGGGAGAGAGGGAGGGGAGGAGCUCAGGAACGAAUUGAGAAGCCGGGGACUCUGCUUGGUGCCUGUUGAGUGUAGCCUCCGCGUCGCUAGUAGCAAUGGUGCCGACUUAUGGGCUCCAGCGAUAGCCAGAAAUAGUCGUAACUCGUCCAGUGUCUGAAACACCUCUCUCUCUUUCUCUGUGUUUCUGAGAAUCUAGUUUUCUGGUAGAAAGAGGAAAGUGGAUUCGACGGUUUUGUUGUACAAAAAGAAGAAGGAAAGAGAAGACAAUAAAAGAAAAAAAAUAGAAUCUGAUCA